AUGCACUGCGCGUUUGUGUUGUUUCCUGCCACACUCAUUCCUUCGCGGUCUGUCAUCUAUCUGCCCAGUGACGCGGAAGAGGACUUCAAGUCAGCCAGGAUCUUUUGCGCUGCCGUUGCCGAGGCUGGCCGAAGUGUCGCAGCCGAAGGCUCUAGUGUGCGGUACCCUGACGCGAAACAAACAUCGCUGCAAAGGUACUACGAGUUGUUCCCGCUUCUCUGCCUGGCCCUGUGGGUUAUGUUCAACAUUUCUCUCAGGACGUCGGAGGAGAAGCUGGUGACCGACUACGGGGUGCUGGUGCCGCUGCUAGGUUGGAUGUCGGUGUUCGCGCAGCCGAGGGCGCUGGGCAGACGAGUCGCACCGCCCGUGGAGCGUGUCGUGCGCACACUGCCCUGGGGCGCCCUGCUGCUUGUCGGAUGCCAGCUGGCCGCGCACGCAGCCUGGCCGAGCUUCGCCCCAGCUGCCAGCAAGGCGUCUGUCCGGCUGGCCGACUCCCUCGGCGGCCAGAGGCCCGUCGUGAUCCAGCUGGCGCUCACCAGUGUCUCCUGCCUGCUCACGGAGUUCCUGGGCGCGCACCAAACCGUGGCUCUGCUGCUGCCCGCCGCGGCCAUUCUAGCGCAGCAGCGCAAGUGCUCGUGGCCCUACCUGGCGGUGCCGCUGACUGCCGCCUCGUCCAUCGGGGUCAUCCUGCCGACGGCGUCCGUCACCAUGGCCGUCGUGCACGACCUGGCCAACCUGAAACCUGACGUCACGGUACUGCCAGGUAUCCUGACGAAGGUGUCGGCCAUGCUGGCGCUCGUGCUCGGAGCCAACACGUUGGGCAGCCUGCUGCUCGGCUGGACGAUACCGGUCGAGGUGGCCCGCUACGGACUCAACGCCAGUGACCUGCUCGCUGGCGCUGACGACGAGCACGGCGUCUAGAUUCGCCCCGCGGAACGCCACGCGCGUCGCUUCUUCACGCAGAGAUGACGCGUA
Messenger RNA from Dermacentor andersoni, 975 nucleotides. The record is from RefSeq and is a predicted model, not a curated record. NCBI's taxonomy places the organism in Eukaryota, Metazoa, Arthropoda, Arachnida, Ixodida, Ixodidae.